Molecule: messenger RNA, 2048 nt
Organism: Nicotiana tabacum (common tobacco)
Lineage: Eukaryota; Viridiplantae; Streptophyta; Magnoliopsida; Solanales; Solanaceae
Source: RefSeq, a predicted model, not a curated record
AUUUCAUUCGAAGCCUUUAACUGGAUCAGUACGACUUCUCGCGAGGUGGAUUUGAGUUUACUAAUUGUUUGAUGAGCAAAAGCCAAUUGCCAUAUUCUUCCUGAGUGAUGCUUUUUACUAUGAUAUGAUGCUCCGCGACAAAACUUAGACAGCAGAAAGUGGGGAGUGUUUGUAUUUGAAGUUUCAGUUAUGUAUUCGCAACUUUAGAGCCCAAAAACUUGUCAGAAGAAAGUGCAACAGGACGAAUAUACAAGUAGGAUACAUUGACGUUGUUGGAAGCAGGGGAGGAAAAGGAACUAAACGCACAUUUCUUUAGUUUCAUUACAUUGCAAAAAGAUCAUACUUCGGAUUUGAUUUUGCCAAGUUCUCAUCCUAGUUUCCACGGCACUCUUCUUCGUUCGGGUGUCUUCAACAAGUGGGAUUAAAAGUUCUCUCUUUGAUUUUCAUUGUUUGACUCUGAAUGAUACUUUGUAAGACAUUUCACACUAGUGAAAUUCCCUAUCUUUACCUUUUCAGUCAUGAAAAAUGCGGCUGCUGCCGUCAAAACGUCUUUGCUAAACCAAUCAGAUACUCGUACCAUUGCCAACUUUUACGCAGUCCAGCUCCAACUUCUUUGCCGAGAGAAAAAGUAUGCCAGCUCAGCUUUUGCUCUUGUUCGAUCAAUCCAUGGCAACAUGAUUACCUCCGGAUUCAGGCCACGAAGCCACAUCCUUAAUCGCUUAAUCGACAUUUACUGCAAAAAUUCCGGCCUUGCGUAUGCAAAGCACCUGUUUGAUAGAAUUCCCCAACCAGACGUCGUGGCAAGAACAACAAUUAUUGCUGCAUACUCUGCUUCCGGUGACCCCAAGCUUGCAAGAGAGGUUUUUAAUAAAACCCCAUUAAGCAUCCGCGACACUGUUUGUUACAACGCUAUGAUUACAGGCUAUUCACACAACAAUGAUGGCCAUGCUGCUAUAAAACUAUUUCUUGAUAUGAGGUGGAAAAGUUUUCAGCCUGAUGAGUACACCUACACCUCGGUGCUUGCAGCUUUAGCCCUUAUAGCUGAUCAUGAAAUGCACUGCGGGCAGCUGCAUUGUGCUGUUGUGAAGUCGGGCAUGGCGUCAGUUAAGUGCGUCGUCAAUGCACUUAUAUCAGUCUAUGUAAAAUGUGCUUCAUCACCCAUAGCGUCAUCCGUGGUGUUGAUGGACUCAGCAAGCAAAUUAUUUUAUGAGAUGUCAGAGCGGGAUGACUUGUCCUGGACUACGAUUAUCACAGGGUAUGUGAAGAAUGAUGACCUUGAUGCUGCUCGGAAGGUGUUUGAUGGUAUGGAUGAGAAGUUGCUUGUGGCAUGGAAUGCAAUGAUCUCUGGCUAUGUACAUAAAGGUUUCAUCUUCGAAGCAUUAGAUAUGUUAAGGAAAAUGCACUCAGCAGGGUUGAAGCCAGAUGAGUUUACCUGCACUAGUAUCCUCAGUGCUUGUGCCGAUGCUGGAUUGUUUCUUCUAGGAAAACAGGUGCAUGCUUAUGUUAGACGAACAGAAGAGGAAAUUCAUGUGUCUGUGCAUAACGCUUUAAUAACAUUAUAUUGGAAAUGUGGUAGAGUCGACGAAGCAAGAAAAGUUUUUGAUAAUCUAGCCUUUAAGGACCUUGUUUCGUGGAAUGCAGUUCUAUCAGCAUAUGUAGGUGCAGGGCGGAUUAAUGAAGCUAAAUUAUUCUUUGAUGAGAUGCCAGAGAAGAAUUCUCUGGCAUGGACAGUAAUGAUAUCAGGAUUUGCACAAAAUGGAAAAGGGGAAGAAGCACUUAAACUGUUCAACCAAAUGAGACUACACGGGAUCGAGCUGUGUGACUAUGCAUUUGCAGGAGCUAUUACAUCUUGUGCAGUGCUUGCAGCACUAGAAACUGGAUGCCAACUCCAUGCUCAGCUUAUCCAGCGUGGAUUUGAUUCAAGCCUUUCAGCUGGAAAUGCAUUAAUAACAUUUUAUGGAAGAUCUGGGGUCAUUGAAGCUGCACGUACUGUGUUUCUCACAAUGCCUUGUGUAGAUUUGGUUUCUUGGAAUGCAUUAAUUGCUGCC